This is a messenger RNA of Temnothorax curvispinosus, 3855 nucleotides long. RefSeq names its product TBC1 domain family member 24-like. Lineage: Eukaryota; Metazoa; Arthropoda; Insecta; Hymenoptera; Formicidae. The transcript has 3 exons. Bases 1460 to 1963 code for a protein of 167 amino acids. The record is from RefSeq and is a predicted model, not a curated record.
AAAUUGUUAAAUAUAAAGUUAAAAUAUUUUUAUUAUUUUAUUGUAUUUAUUGCUUUAAAUCUUGUCAUUCCUUUAUAACAAGCUCGAGAAUAUCGUCAGAUUCCACUGCCGGAUCCUCUACACAUGCAGAAUGUUUCAAAGAUCAAAGUAUUUUGUUGUAUGAUUAUAGAGGGAUUAUGUAAUCCUUAUAGUUAUUUUGAGAUAGGGUGAAUAUAUGAUCGGAGAAGGUUUGCGCUAAGAAAUCUCGAAAUCUACGUGUUGAGGUACCGUUCGAAAUGGGAAUGGAUUCAGUUGUGAAUAAAUAAAACAGAUGAUAUUUGAAAUUAAAUGUCUUCGUUAAAAGUUUCCUUGUAUUGGAGGAAGAAAGAGUGAAAGAGAGGAAAAUUAGGGAAAAAAAAUACAAAACAUGCAGCCGAAAAAGAAUACAUUUAUCAUCGCUAGCGCAAAAAUCCAUGUUGACGUCUCGAUAACAUUCAUUUGUAUUUUUAUAUCUAACCGAUUGAUGCUAUCCUGACUGUUGCAUGACGAAUGAUAUAUUGCACUGAUUUUUGCAAAAGAUACGGAUGUUUAUUUUCGCCAGCGUUGUUCCUCCGUGUUUUGUUAAUAUCUCAUAUAAACGAGAUAAAAACACAUUUUGUUGUUAGAAUUGAUGUUUCUUUAUAAGAAAAAUGUUUGCGAUAUUAUAAAUAGAAAAUGUUUUAAAUUAUUUUUUGUCCUAUAUUUUUUUAUAUAGAUAUACGUAUAUGUGUAUAUGUGAAUGUAGAUGAUUAUGAGAGAGUACUUCUUGAUGUUAGAACAAUUACGAGUUAGCACAUUGCUAUUACGUUAAUUAAUGUACACAUAAGAAAAUAACGAGCUGAUAUUAAAUUGUUCUAGUAAAAGCAAGAGUUAAAUUUUUUUUGCAAUGUAGUUGAUGUUUCAGAAAUAUCUGUUAUAUUCAAUUAGAUUACACAUAUAUUUAUAUCUUUCGUUAAUACUAUUAUCUAGAAAACAAAGGAUUGCCAAUAAGAAAAUUUCGACAUUUUUUUGCUUUAUUAUGGAAAAACACAGUAAAUGUAAAAGAGAAUAGUAAAAUGUUGAAAGACCAAGGAAAAAUAAGAUUUUCGCAAAAAAAUGUUUUUAAUUUAAUAAAGAUAAUUUUUUAUGUUCUUCACUGAUUACUCAUUGGAGAAAUACAUCAAACAAACGGUGAAUUUUUGUCACCAAGAAUGUAUAAAAAUCUCAAUCUUUAUUAACAUAUCAGUUAUUGUAUUUUUCCAUAAAUAUUUGAUAUAAUCAAUUUAAUUUAUCAGUAAAGCGCAUGUUUUAUCGUGAUUUAGUUGCUCCUUUUAAAUUAUUAGUGAGCCAUUAGAAGCUAAUGUUUGUACAAUUGUACAACUAUAAAAAUCAUCUUUUACGUCUAAUUAAUUAGUUUAAUUUGUUUAUUUACCAGUUAUUUACCCUAUGGUCAUGGCUACCGAUGAGGAUCACGAUGUACCAGCCUAUCUUGUUGUACACGACCGAAGAACAUGGAUGCUCUUUGACAACGUUCUAUGUCCGAGUUGAGCAACAUGAACCGACCCUUCUGAUGAUAAAAACCUGUAAUAAUGAGGUAUUUGGAGCUUACUGUUCUACUAGAUGGUGCGAGCGUAAUUUAAAGGACGAUAAGGGUCAAAGACAAGCAUACUUUGGUACCGGUGAGACAUUCCUGUUCAGUUUGUAUCCUGAACGAGCCAAGUAUCCUUGGAUAGGCAUGGAUUCAUCGCACAAUGACUCACGAGUACAUCAUUCAGCCGAGCUGUUUAUGGCUGCUGAUUCGAAGAUGAUAACUAUCGGUGGCGGGGACGGUCAGGCGAUCUGGAUGGACGAGAAUAUAAGAUUCGGCAAGACGGAUCGGUGUUCGACCUUUAACAAUCCACCCCUCUGUGCUAGUGGUGACUUCGAGAUCAGAGUGUUGGAGGUGUAUGGCUUCUCUGGUGCCUGAAGAGGGAAAAAACAGCGGUGUAUUAGUUUGUUUUAUUCCCUACUGCCAUUUAGCGACUCUCUUUCUACAUAUACGUACUAAACACUGUGUUAUAUGUAAUAAAUGUGUCUCCGCAUAUCAUUCUCUUUAGCAAAACUAUGCGAAGAACAAUGUGAGAUUUGGCCAAACAUUAUAAGAGAACGAAAAUAUUCUAUUUGGUUGUAUAUAGAAAUAUUUUGCAUUUCCUUAUGUAUUUAAUUUCUGAAAAAUAUUUGACAUUUUUUCCACAUCGAAUUUAGAUCUUAUGAGAUCUGGACUAGUAAUAUUUAGCCUGUUGUACAAUUGAAAAGAAAAAUGAUGCUAUUUAUAAAAAAGAAAAUAUUAAGAUUAUGUAAGUUGGGCAGAACAGAUAAUAAGUAAAACAACGUAAUUUUUAUUGUUAAUUAAGUAAUCUAUAAAUGAAUCGGUUUAAAAAUUCUACAUAUUAACAAUAAAAUAUGCUUAUUUUACAGACAAUUAUCUCAUCUUACAUUGUGCAAUCAAAUCAAAUAUUUUUGUCCUUUUAAAUUGAACAAAUUUCACAAAGUACAAUGCGUCAAGGUACACUCUACAAAAUAACAACUGUUUACAAUUAUUGCCAGCUGUGCAUCUAUCGAUUAUUGGUGGCAAUAAUUGAUGAGCAAGAAAUCGAUUCACAUAUGACUUAAAAAUACAUUAUAAUGAUGACUUUUCGGAGCAAUUAUGCGUAAAUGAUAUAACGUCAAGUAUUGUUAGUAAUAAAUGGUCAACAGUAAUGACUUAUAGAUUCAUAAGACUGCUGUGUUUUGUGAGUCUAUAGGUAUACUUACAUCAUAAGACAAUUAAAGCUAUGUUUCAAAACGGGUAGCUUGUUAUAACGAUUAUUGUCUGCAAUUUAUUGCAAAGUGUUGCAGGUAGUUAUUUCAGUAGUUUUGGAUACUUGUUAGUCCAUAUGCAAAUACAAAGAUAUAUUUAUAUUAAUAAAAUAUCUCCCUUCUGAACAUACCUUGGCAUAUCGAGAGAGAGAGAGAGAGAUGUAUCCGUGAUUGCCUAGAUAGUAGUAGUAGUAUUGCUUAUGAAUUUAUUGAGACGAAAAAAGAAAGACUAGACCUUUUGGCGUUUUCUCUGCCGCUUGAGAUUAUUCUUUUUUGUCGUCUCUUUCACUUAUUGUUAGCAUGCAAUGAUCAUUCUCUUCAUUUUGCAUGUAUAUUGUAUAUGUUUAGACGACUUGACGGCGAGUAACUCCUGAAUCAAGUUCGACAUUAAGCGGCUUAAAUAAAUUUCGAUUGUGCAAUAUCGAAAUUUGUUCUAUUUUAUGCUUUUUCACUUUUCUAAUCAUGCCGAUAUUUUAGAAUUAAAAUGCUAAUUCUAUUGCUUAAAAUAUUAGAGAAAGAUUAGAGAGAGGUGGAGUCAAUUUUUAUUUUCAUUUUUGUCAUCAAUAACAGGCUGUUUAAUUUCUUCCAUUUCAAAAUAGAGUGACAUUACUUAUUCUUAUUGCGAGUCACUGAUACUCUGCUCUAAAAAUUAUUCAUAGUGCUCACACGUUGCACACAAUACUUGUUAAAAGAUUUUUCUUUCAUUUUUGUCGAUCUGCAAUUUUAUUCUAGAGUUUACCCGUCAUCGAGAUACGAAACGGAACGAAAAACAAAAUACAUAUUAAUCUUUAAAAUUUAGCCACGUCGUUAUUGCAAACUGAGCUUCGACAAUAAGCUACGUUGAAGGCCAUAUAGUCGCGAUGCGAAAUUUCGCGAUUUUCGUAUGUACAUAUAUAAAGAGCACGCUGAUUCGUUUAAACGAAUACUUAAUAUUCAUUGAAUUAGGAAUUAUUGUUAUAUGUAUAUAUAACAGUGUAUGUAUUUUAUUUAUAUAUGUGUAUAUGUACAUGUGUGUGUAUA